This is a messenger RNA of Chenopodium quinoa (quinoa), 399 nucleotides long. RefSeq lists its product as uncharacterized. NCBI's taxonomy places the organism in Eukaryota, Viridiplantae, Streptophyta, Magnoliopsida, Caryophyllales, Amaranthaceae. The record is from RefSeq and is a predicted model, not a curated record. Bases 1 to 399 code for a protein of 132 amino acids. The transcript is spliced from 2 exons.
AUGGCACCAUUUAAGGCCUUGUAUGGAAGGAAGUGUAGAAGUCCACUAUGUUGGAGUGACAUAAGUGAUACAAUAAUUCUAGGUCCUCAAUUGAUAGAAGAAACCACGAAGAAAGUGAGAGAAAUCCAAGCUAAGAUUCAAGCUGCUCAAGACAGGAAAAAGAGUUACACAUAUUUGAAGCGUAGGGAAGAGGAAUUUGAAGUUGGUGACAAGUUGAGAAUGUACAUCCCAAACAAGUCGCAUGUUUUACAACCGAAAACCAUAGAGCUAGACCAUAGCCUAACCAAAGAGGAAAGACCUGUAAAGAUUCUUGAUAGUAAAGUACGUAGUACACGCAAAAAGGAUGUAAAGAUAGUGAAGGUUUUGUGGUCUAAUCAAGAAAAUGCGGAAGCGACAUAG